AUGCAACCUGGUUGUUGGCUGCGUGCCACCCAGCCAGCAACAGCAGAUGGAGCGGGAGCGGUAGCGGUUGCGGCAGCAGGAGCGGGAUUGCCGGCGGCGGCGGCGGGAACGACAGAAGGCGGCGGAGGAGUAAGCGGUGGCUAUGUGGAAUCUUCGGCAUCGGUGGCCACAUUGGCGUCCAUCUCAUCAAUUGCUUCCACCUCGGCGGCAGCAAUGGCGGCACUAAAGGCCCGUCCUUAUCUAGUUGCACCCUUUGUGACCACAGCCUCGGCGCCACCCACUCCACAGCCCCAUGUUUCAAUGGCCACCAGCACGGCCCGCACAGCGCCGGCCACGCCCACACGUCGUCGCAUUGCCGUUGGAGCAGAAGACGUGGACCUGGUGGAGGACUUUGACGUGGGGCUUGCCGCCCAGAUGGAGGAACCGCAGCUGCACACGAAGAGCAAGUCGCAGCGCUUCUUCUGGCGCAAGGCACUGCGGCGCGUCUUCCAACGCCGCAAGUGACGGCGUCGCCGGCAGGACUUGCCCCGCUGGCAUCGUCCCGCCCGUCGCUGUCGUCGCCGCAAUUUGGCCGAGCGGGUGAGGCGCAUCUGCGCCUGCUGUGCCUACGGUCAGAUCCUGCUGCGCGCAGCCCGCGUGGCCCUGCUCAGCUGCAUCCGCUGGCGAACCCGUGGCAACAUACGCAACAACAACUUUUACUUCAGCAACCACUAAAGCAUGAGCCAGAGAACCAGAAAGCCAGAAAGCCAGCCAGCCAAGCAACCAGCAGUCGCUAAUCUCCGUGCUUGCUCCAGCUAACUCGAGUUACGUUUAAUGUUAAUGAAUAACCAUUCGACUAAGUUAUACAGCAGCCAGCGCCAGCGCCAGCGCUUAAUUUAUUUCCUGUGUUUUACAUCGACAAUUAGACUAUUUUUGUUGCUACAUAUGAAAUUAUAAAAUGUAUUACCGCCUAUUACGAACACGUCCCCACGAAUCCUGUACAUAGGGUCGAUAGUGCUCGAUCCCAUUGAUCCAUUGAUCAGUUUAAUCGAAGCGACGCAUCCGAAGGCGAGAGCGAGAGUUUAGCGAGAGCGAAUGCCGCAUACAAACCCAUAAUAUAGGCCCAUAUCUGUUACUGUACAUUUAGCCAAGAGGCGAAUCGGCAAAUAUACAUUUAUAUAGCGUACACAUAGUUAAAUGAACUGGAGUCGAUCCAUCGAUCGGUGGCUCACUCGCUCAAUUGUCCAAUUGUCACGUUGCGAUAUUACGAUAUUCAGAUAUUACGAUAUUACGAUGGGCUGAGAUGAGGAACCGCAGAUGGAUUUUUAUUAGCAUAUGUAAAUGUACAUGGAUGCAGAAACUUGAGCUGAACAUAACAAUAAUGAGAACGUAGUUAAUUAGUUUAUCCUCGGCUUAGUGAUCGACAUGAAAAAUUUGAAAUGGCAUUAGUAGGCAUUAAAGCGUAACCUGAAAUAGAAAAGCGAAUGCACUACCAGCAACAACCACAAGUGAAACGAAUCCUUAACCCCGAAUCGGAACUAAUAAGCAUAUAAUUCUAAUUAAAAGUAGCCGCCACUAACAAAAGUAUUGUUCAACAUUAAAUACUAGCGCGAGCGCAAAAUAAUUGCAGCUUUAUUGGAUAGAUAAAAUAUUCUAGACACACACACACAAACACUGAAACACACACACCAAAUUUGGCACACUUAUCACUAACUAGAGCCACACAAAAUUUAUGGAAUUUUUCUCACCCACUCUCAACACAAGCAUAUAAAUACCUAGAGGCCACUUUAGUUAAGGCUAGAAGUUAAAGGCGAUAUUUUCAAUGGAUAAUGGAAGGCGCUAAGGCGAGGGAUUAUCAGACAUGUAGAAAGUGUAGGGCCCAGUGUCCUUGGCAAUCGGAUUGGAAUGGCAGGGGAUGUGUGCAUAACUGACUAUUGACUAUUUACGAUUACGUACAUACUGCAUAUAUAUGGAUAAGUGGCCUUAUUAAUUCGGUUCUCCGCACCACAACACACCACACACUACGCACCAGAAAACCACAACCUCAAACACACAAACACACACGCACCCAAACCAAACUAAUCCAGAAACAGAUACUAAACAAAUCCCCCCAGCCAAUCUGAGAAAGCUAUUGCAAACACGAUUUACGCUGCGCGAACUAAGAAAUUAAAGAGUUAGUUAUGAAUAUUAUUGUAACUAGACAGCCUGGCCAGCCUAGCAAGCAGAUAUCAAUCUAAAAUUAAACUAAAUGUGUCCAAGUUGGAGGAGAAUUGAAGAAUGAGAGACGGUUCUUAGUAGAGUAGCCCACACACAGUCGAUCUUCGAUGUUGUCAUCAAGUUAAUCAUAACAUAAAUGCAAAUUCAACAAUCUUCGGCUGGCCGAUGUUUCGAAAAUACUUACCGCAUAUACUCUUUGAAAAACGCCCAGACUUCCGAACGAAGCUACCACACUAGACUUUUGGCAUCGAAAGUGGAGGAGUGUCCCCUCACAGAUGACCACUUUGAAAUGAAUUAGAACCAGAAGCAGAAUCAGAAGCAGAAUCAGAAUCAGGAACCCAGCUGCCGAAUUGCAAUUCCAGUAUGUUCUCACGCUUUCAAAGAGUAUGAUUAUGAAUUAUACGAUACGAUACAUAAUUUAUUGAUGUAGUUAUAAACAAAAUAAACAACAAAUUACACAAAUUGGAAAACAA
Messenger RNA from Drosophila elegans, 2669 nucleotides. RefSeq lists its product as uncharacterized. NCBI's taxonomy places the organism in Eukaryota, Metazoa, Arthropoda, Insecta, Diptera, Drosophilidae. The transcript has a single exon. The record is from RefSeq and is a predicted model, not a curated record. The coding region runs from base 1 to 504 and encodes 167 amino acids.